CACUGACGGACGACUGCAUUCAUGCCACUGGAUUUUACCUCAAAUGUUUUUUUUGUCUGUUUUUUAAUCCUCAGUAUUCAGAUUGACGAAUUAUCUUAUUAUUGUUCGUAUUGUUAUUUAUUAAACUAUUUUAUAAUUUCUUUUCAUGAGCCUCGGUUUGGGUUAAACUUCCAAUCAAAAUAAUUUGAUAUUAAUACAUGAGAGAAGAAUUUUAUAGAGUAUUUGUUAUAAAGAGAUCCAGAAUGGAGAUAAAGUGGAAAUAAUGUGGACCUAUUGAGCUGUGUGAAUUGGCUUUAAACUAAAGUAAGUGUUUAAAAUGGAGCCAGAGACUAAAAAGAGAAAAGGCAUGGAGUCUGAUCCAGACUCUUGGCAUGUGCUUCCUGUCCUGUCAGAUGAAAUGUCUGAGGAUGUUAAAUUUCUGGACGCGUACGCUGCCCCGAUCACUGAUAAACGCCAAACCUCACGUCUGGUCAAAGACCUGUCUGCGGUCCACCCUUUACCAGAUCACCAGCAUAUUAAAAGAGUGAGAGCUUGCAAGGACAGGAGCAGUCCUCAUCCGUUAGAAGUGAUCGUGUGUCUUGUUAGCGACGUCCCCGUCACCACUUUCAUGACUCGACCUCAGCGUCCAUCCCUUACUGAUCUCCUGAGCUCAAAAAACUUUAACUUCCAAGGCUUGGGAGAACCCUUCUUGGUCCAAAUCCCAGCCCAAGCUCCUUUAACCAGGCCGCAGUUUGAGCGAGCAAGCCGACGCUGGCCGACGUCCUUCCACGAGGACAAACAAGUCACGCUUGGUUUGACAGGACAGCUCUUCACGUCCAGGCAGAAAACAAAAAUCCAAGAAUACAUGACAACUGCUGUGGAGGCUGCAAGAUCUGGACGUGAGGAAGGAAUGGAUGCAGUGGGUGCUGUGAUCGUCGAGCCCAAAUCAGGACGGGUUAUUGCUGUAGGUCACGACCUGACCCGAGAACAUCCUCUUCACCAUGCUGUGAUGGUGUGUAUUGACCUCGUGGCUCACGCACAAGGUGGAGGUGUGUAUCAAUACGAGAAACACCCGGCUUGCAGAUACAGUGUCCUGGACCUACAGCUCUCCACAGGGCAGCGUGACGCCUUGGCGUCUGAGGAAAGCAUCCUGCCAUACAUCUGCACUGGCUACGAGCUGUACGUCACCAGAGAGCCAUGUGUGAUGUGCGCCAUGGCUCUCGUCCACUCCAGGAUCAGUCGAGUUUUCUAUGGAGUCGCUUCUCCAGACGGCGCUUUGGGCACCAAGUACAAAAUUCACUGCCAGAAAGGGCUGAAUCACCAUUUUGAUGUUUAUAAAGGAGUCAUGCGACAGGCCUGUGAGGAACUGACUCCCUUUAAAUGACUUAUUUCUUAAUUCUGUUUUUAAGGGUUGAUUUUCUUACUGAGCUUUUUCUUCAUCUUAAAUUUAUUUGGCUGUUAAUUAAAGAUGUUCUCAUGAUUGUGGCAAUGCAUGCUUCUUUAAUACACAUUUAAUCCGGUUUGGUUGACUGGGGCCUUUCCGGGCAGAGUUUGUAUAUUUGUGUCUGUGUGGGUUUCCUCCAGCAGUCCAAAGGCAUGGUGAUUACAUCAAAUGGCUACUCUAAAUUGCCCAUAGGUGUGAAGGUGAGUGUGAUGGUUGUUCAUCUCUGUGGAGCCCUGUGAUAGAUUGGUGACCUGCUCAGGGUGAACCCCACCUCUCUCCUGAAAGCAGCUGGGAUUGGCUCCAGCUCCCAAAGAUGGAUGGAUUCAGAGGCUUAAAAUGAGGCUGCCUUUUUUUUUUUUAAUUUAAUGAAAAAAGUUAUCUCCACAAAAUGUAAAAAAUAUAAUUUGUGUUCAUGUAAAUACUUUA
This is a messenger RNA of Neoarius graeffei (lesser salmon catfish), 1849 nucleotides long. It is a transcript of the gene adat3, whose product is annotated as adenosine deaminase tRNA specific 3. Gene Ontology annotation, cellular component: cytoplasm; nucleus. Bases 317 to 1363 code for a protein of 348 amino acids. NCBI's taxonomy places the organism in Eukaryota, Metazoa, Chordata, Actinopteri, Siluriformes, Ariidae. The record is from RefSeq and is a predicted model, not a curated record. Gene Ontology annotation, molecular function: tRNA-specific adenosine-34 deaminase activity. The transcript has a single exon.